AGCAAAUUGGACAUUCCCAAGGUCACUUUGGCGUCAUUCAAAGGUCGUCCUUAAGUCAUAGUCUCGUCACGAGUAGUUUUGUAAUUGUAUUUUAAUUGUUAUCUAAAUCCCACUGUGGUCAUUUGGGCUAAAUAGUUACUUAAGUGAAUGGAAGUCAGAUUAGGCUCAAUUCAAAAAGAAGUAUUCACGAACGUUAACAGUAACUAGUACACUCAUCCCUAGCCCCCAACAUUUGGGAAACUUCCCCAGGUCUAAGGGAAUUUCGGGGUUUUUGCGCCAUUUCCCCGAAAUUCACUAUAGCGGCUUUCUCAAAAUGGGCCAAAUAUUUCCCAAAAUUGGGAGCUUGGGAUCUAAAGCACAUCGAUGAAUUAUAGUUCCAAAAUAUUGAAAAAGUUGGUAAAAUGUUUGGAAGUAGACUUUCUAAAGUGGAAAUUGAAUAAUAAUGGGAAUCUACUGUUAUCAAAAAGUCAGUGGCUUGAAGGCCUGCAUGAAUAGAGUUCGGUUAACUCCCAGAAAACAAUCAAGAUGAAUAUCAGAUGGACUAAAAACUAGGCUCUUAAACAGUUAUAGGGUCUGGAUAACUUGCUGUUGAAGAUAACUCUUAUUAAAACGACAAUACGCGAACCACAGCAGUGAACUUGAAUUGAUAAUCAGGUUUACAAUUUCAGUGACUGACUCAAACUACAUUCAGUGGAAUUACUGUUCUCUGGAUGCUUAUCAUUUAAGAAAGUUGAUUACAAAGCACUGAAGCCAAAAAUCGUCAUUUUACUCAUGCAUAACUAUGAUAUCGUAUUAUUAAAUUCACUAGAACAGUAGCAGGAGAAUAUUCUCCCCAAAGACAGAUAUUUCAAACAAUACUGCCUUCAUAUAAUGACAGUAAGAAAGAAAGACCGUCCCAAGAGUUGUGUGAUUCGCAAUGACCAUGACUUUCCUUUUCUAGCGUCGGUAUAUUGGGACAGAUAAAUUCAACAAAAUCCCCCUUCCGUUUUUUAAAACAGAUAUUGUUUUAUGGAGCUCAAGCAGAUAGUUAUUAGGCUCUGUAAUCGCUAGUCCACUUUCCCCUUCUAAUACUUCGUGAUGUCUCUUUUCUUGAUGUGGGUAAUCAGGAUUUACGAGCAACGUACCCAAGUUUAGAGACACGGUAAUAUUUCUUAGCUGUCUAACUGAUUUUCUGCAUCAUCACGCCGUUACAAAUAAGAGAUUUUAUGUGGACAAUGAUCACUUGGCGGCCUGACCUACGUUAAAAUAUUUAACACAAAAAUCUGGUUUUGAAUGGAACUAACUGUGUAUCCAUGUUUCUUAAAUAUUCCACCAGGUGUCACAGGAUCCAUUAAUCUGUUUCUAUGGAGUUUCAGAAGCUCACUCAUUUAGAUCCUAGUUAUUGAAAUGCUGUACUCAUCGUGACUUCAUAAGGACAGGCAAAAGUCGGAAUACCUGUUGUUACUUGCAUUUUUUGCUAACAUAUUGAUAUAAACAAAUAAUGAGCUGUUCUGAAUACAGCUGUCUUCAAACAUUUGCGUGGAUUCUUUUCACACAUUUGUGGUGUUGUCACUGCCUAUAUUUAUAUACUUAAAGGCAGGGUUCAAUUACACCAACCAGUAAAUCCUGUGGGACUUCUUUUAAGGACGAUGUAAUGAAUAUUAUCACGUUGUUGAAAACUGGCGACUAUGUUGAAGAUGGAUGACAUUAAUUCAUCCAGUCAACUGAAUUCUCAUAACCUUAUAAAAUACCCAGACAUAUCCUGAUUUUUUGUUUCAAAAUUACUUUGUACAUUUAUUUUAUGAAUUCUUUCUUAUUGAAUCAUAUUCUACAUACCUAAUCUUUUUUACUACCACCGAUAAAACUGCUAAUAUUUAGGCAGUCACUUUCAUAAUUUCAUAUUUUUGUACUAAUAUUAUGUGGCGAAUUGAACCGAUUCACAUAUGCCCCAUGUUUUACGUUGCUUAUGACUAACGGACUGGUAAAAUACUGCUGUGCUGUUUUUAGGAAAAUAAUUACUUAAUUACAGUUAGUCUCAAGAUUUACCUUCUAUGAAUUGAAAGUCGCAUAUGUCUCUGAAUGAUAUCCAAGUAGUGUCCAUAAAAGUGUAUAAGCAAGCCUUUUUCAUAACAUUUUUGUGGACAUAUCCUAUAAGCUCUGGCUUGUUAUUCCUGCAUUAUAUACUAUGCUCAAAUGUUUUAUGUAUACGUUAAUUCUGGGAAUCAACACAAUUAUCCCAUUUUCCUAAAUUGAAUGACUGUUCAUAAUUGUUAUGUGCUGUUCUUUCAUUUCGAUUAGUUUAAAACGUUGAAUCUGUCAUCAACUAUGAGUGCAAAUAUUGAAAAGAUAUUUCUUAAUGUAAUGACGUCACGGCCUUUAUAUCAAUGGGCUGAUUUCGAAAAAUCACUAUUUUAUGCUCAAGAGGUUACGCGUGUUACUUAUGUGAAGGGCGAUUUCGAAAAAAUGCACACUGAUAAAGGGACACGAUAUAAGUACAUUAAUUACAAAUGUUCUCAUUCAACUGGACCAUCAAACUCUCCGAAUAUGAACAAUACCAAUGGUGUGUAAGUUUUCAUUAUUAGUUUAUCUAUUCCCUAAAUCUCUUAGUAAUGAAGGAUGUACUGCAGCAUUCCAAGUUCGAUGGGUUGAUAAUUGUUAUGUAGUCACCUUUAUAAAUCAGGAACAUAAUCAUAGUCACUCUUCAAAUAAUCGGGCGAAGAAAGCACCAGAAAAUAAAAGGAGACAUAUCGAUGCAUCGAAUGGAAAGAAAAGCCAAGGAAAUAAUCAAAGUUCUAAUCAUCCAAUAGUUAUAUCAAGUAUUCGAGACCAAAUAGCCCAAAGUAGUGAAACUUUGGACCAGGUUCUAUCGAUUAUCAAUCGGAAUUCAUAUGUUGGAAUUGAAAGAAAUUCUUCGGAUCAAGUAACACAAAUUACAUUAGCACGUUACGAACAAGUUGACGUAUAUCGUCAAUAUCCAGAAGUAGUACUUUUGAACGCUGCUUACGAUGUGAAUUCAACGGGAUUUUCAUUAUUUCAAUUUGUUGUGACUGACGGUUUUGGUUGUCCUAGACCAAUUAUGUAUUCAAUAAGCACUAUCCAACAAAAAGAAGAGAUAAAAAUUCUAUUAAAUCAUUUUUGCGGUAUUGUUGGCAGCGUUGAUGACACUCGCACAUUUAUAAUGGAUUGUGCUAUAGUUCAGUUGGAUGUUGUACAAAAAAUGUUUCCGAAAGCCAGAAUCUUACUGAAUCCUUUCAUUAUUAAAGAAUCAUUUACAAGAAAAUGCGAUAGUCUCACAGCUGUUGCAGUUUUUCACGCAAUGAUUACUACAGUAUCUCCUUUACAAUUUGAUUAUUACCUGGAGAGAUUAAAAAAUACUAGUAUUAAUGCAUAUAAUUACGUGGUGAAUACAUGGAUUCCUACAAAGAAAAUGUGGGCAGCUUCAUAUUGUCAGGAUGCUGUAACUCUUGGCGCCAGUACUGCUGAAAUCAUUAAAGGUGUAAAUUUCAGCGUUAAAGAAUCACUGAAAAAGCUUACUUCUGUUAAAGAAAUUAUGACUAUAAUAUAUAAUGAAGCUGGAAAGCAAUGGGUUUAUCCUAGUAUCAGUAUCAUCUCAUCAUCAUCGUUGUCAUUCCCUGGACAUUCUACUAAUAAUCUAAAUAAUAACAAUAAUUUAUCAGAGAAAUUUAAAUAUAUUUUAGAAAAAUUAACUGAUUAUGCAGCAGAAAUGGUCUACAAACGUUUAACUAAAGUUGAUAAAAUCAAUAUAGAUUUCACCAAUGAACAAUUAGCUUUAUGCGCAGAUUCUUCAUUUGUAUAUGAAGUUGAUCGUGACAAUGCUACAUGUUCUUGUUCAUUCAAUAUAUCGUCGUUUCUUCCUUGUGAACAUUUAUUAAAGGUGUUUAUGGUUCAUGGCCUACAUAAAGAUUUACUAUGUCAAAGUAAACGUUGGCUUCAAUGUAACAAUCAAAAUUUAUCUAAACCACCGAUAGUAGUAGUUACUGAACCAACAAAUCAAUCAAGUAUUUGUUUAGAUUAUAAAAAAGCUGUAACAGAUACAAUUGAAAAAUUAAAAGAUUUUCAAACACAAUAUUCGGAACAGGUUGUACUAGAAACAGCUAAACAAAUAACUAUUCUAUUAGAAUCAGUAUUACCAAAGUCAUCUAUAAUUUUAUUAAAUAAUAAAUAAUGAAUUUUCCUUGAUUAAGAGAACAGUUCAAUGUUUCUAUUUCAACAUAAAGUUUCUUGUAUAUAUAUCUAUCUAUAUUGAUUUAGUUAUGAAUAGGAUGAAAUACAAUAAUGUACAGCAGAUCAGUUUUUAUCCCAUUAUACAAAAUUCACAGAUUCUACACAGAUGUAUUCAACAUUUAAGAUAAUAUUCUGCUAUAUAAAUAUUUUUAUCUAACUUGAAUAAAACUUGACAAACAGCUGUUGAAUGGAUAAAAAAAGCCUGUUCAUUCUUGUUGUUAUCGCUGUUUGUGUUGUUAGUUCUCAAACUGUGUCCACUUAUAAUUCAACUUCCUGCAACAUUUUUAUAUAUCUACUAAAUUGUUUUAUCAAAAUUUAUAUUGAUUUUCUCAAUAUAAUAUUUUAGAUAUUGUAA
Molecule: messenger RNA, 4579 nt
Organism: Schistosoma bovis
Lineage: Eukaryota; Metazoa; Platyhelminthes; Trematoda; Strigeidida; Schistosomatidae
Source: the annotation of a GenBank genome assembly